Molecule: messenger RNA, 813 nt
Organism: Symbiodinium natans
Lineage: Eukaryota; Dinophyceae; Suessiales; Symbiodiniaceae
Source: the annotation of a GenBank genome assembly
AUGUGCCGGGCAGUUGCUGACGUAGGAGGUCAGCACUUGUAUGGCUCCCUACUGGACAAGUUCGAAGCCACCUGCCAAAGCUUGCUUUUCAAAGUGGCCAACGAAGUGCCGGAACUCGAUCGGCUUUCUGAGAGAGUUGACCUGUCGCUGAGAUCGUUUAAUCGCACCCGCACGCAUCUGGGCCAAAUCUGCCAGUCUCUCAUUGCUGGCUACUUCUUCCAAGCCUCUGGCUUCCGAUGGUUCGAGGUGAACGGAACAGGAAAGCUCGUCCAUUGCAACUCGUAUGGUUGCAUUCGGGAUCAUGACGGGCCCGACGACGAGCUUUGCUGCAAGCUGCAACAAGUCUUGGAAGAUGCGCCGGAAGCUUUUUGGCUCACUGCCAGCGAGGACCGCCCUCGGGACACCGACUGGAGGGGGCACAAGGUCGAAGCAGCCUGCAGCUUUGAGCACGACCUGGAAGGUCCACUUGGCAGGCAUUUGAUAUCUGCGGAAGUGGCCGAGCGCUGCAAGCAGGGGCUGGAAUUCUGGGGAGUCUCCGACUCGAGCUGCACUGCUUUGAAGUGUGCAGUGGGCUUCACUUACUACUACUUCGGCCUGGCGGAGAUCCUCGCCAGCCGCUCCACAGCCGCGAUGUUUGCCUUGGCCAGCGACAACUACUCAGAGGAGUUUGCACGUUGUCGCCAGUUUCUUCAAGGUCAUCGGCCCCUGAAACUCUUGGAGUGCGCGGUCGCCGCACACUGCGAGGUCAAGUGCGAAGACCUCACAGAAGCCAGGGACACUGCAACCAGCUUGUGUGAUUGGAAAUUCAUGUGA